This is a messenger RNA of Teleopsis dalmanni, 2178 nucleotides long. RefSeq names its product protein disulfide-isomerase (gene Pdi). Gene Ontology annotation, biological process: response to endoplasmic reticulum stress; protein folding. The transcript has 4 exons. Gene Ontology annotation, cellular component: endoplasmic reticulum. Bases 122 to 1624 code for a protein of 500 amino acids. NCBI's taxonomy places the organism in Eukaryota, Metazoa, Arthropoda, Insecta, Diptera, Diopsidae. Gene Ontology annotation, molecular function: protein disulfide isomerase activity. The record is from RefSeq and is a predicted model, not a curated record.
UUUGUUGAUUGUUGGUUGCUGCAGUCAUUUUACUUUUAACUUUCGGCUUGCGAGGUGGACGUUUUCAAAGUCAAGUGCAGGCAGUGAAUUUGUUAAAGAGCGACUUAUAAAAAUAAUUAAUAUGAAGUUUUUGUUGUGUUCAUUACUUUUUGUCGCCGUUGCCGCUAUUGGAGCGCAAGCUGGUGAAAUAAAAGCCGAAGAAGGAGUUUUGGUUUUAACUAAAGAAAAUUUCGCUGGAGCAAUAGCAGACAAUGAAUUUGUUCUAGUUGAAUUUUAUGCUCCAUGGUGCGGUCACUGCAAAGCUCUUGCUCCAGAAUAUGCCAAAGCUGCCCAGCAAUUAGCUGAGCAGGAAUCUCCAAUUAAAUUGGGUAAAGUUGAUGCAACCGUUGAGGGUUCAUUGGCUGAGGAAUACCAAGUUCGUGGAUAUCCAACUUUGAAAUUCUUCCGUAGUGGCUCGCCAAUAGAAUACAGUGGUGGUCGUCAAGCUGCUGAUAUUAUUGCUUGGGUCACAAAGAAAACUGGUCCACCCGCCAAGGAUUUGACUACUGUCGAAGAAGCUGAAAAACUCUUAACUGAUAAUGAAAUUGCCAUAAUUGGUUUCUUCAAAAAUACUGAAUCAGAUGCUGCUAAAGCUUUCAUCUCAGCUGCAAGUGCUAUGGAUUCAUUCAUCUUCGGUAUUACUAGUAAUGACGACGUGAUUGCAAAAUACGAAGUUGAAGAUGGUGCUAUCGUUUUGUUCAAACCUUUCGAUGAAAAGAAAUCUGUCUUCCAAGGUGAAGUUGCUUUGGAUAACAUCAAGAAAUUCGUACAAGUGCACUCUCUGCCAUUGAUUGUUGAAUUCAAUCAUGAAUCAGCAUCUAAAAUCUUCGGUGGUUCUGUCAAAUCACAUUUGCUAUUCUUCGUUUCAAAGGAAGCCGGCCAUAUUGAGAAACAUGUUGAACCUCUCACAGAUAUUGCCAAGCAAUACCGUGAAGAUAUCUUGUUCGUUACCAUCUCAUCCGAUGAAGAAGAUCAUGCUCGCAUAUUUGAAUUCUUCGGCAUGAAUAAAGAAGAAGUGCCAACUAUUCGUCUUAUUAAAUUGGAAGAAGAUAUGGCUAAAUACAAACCCGAAUCAAAAGAUCUUUCUGCUGAUACUAUCAAGGAAUUCUUGCAGAAAUUCAUGGAUGGCAAACUUAAACAACACUUGCUGUCACAAGAUUUGCCUGAAGAUUGGGACAAGAACCCCGUUAAAGUUUUAGUUGCUAGCAAUUUCGAUGAUGUUGCUUUAGAUAAGAGCAAGGAUGUUCUUGUUGAAUUCUAUGCUCCAUGGUGCGGACAUUGCAAACAGUUGGCCCCCAUCUACGAUCAAUUGGGUGAAAAAUACAAGGAUAAUGAGAGCAUCGUCAUUGCAAAAAUGGAUUCAACAGCAAACGAAUUAGAGCAAAUCAAAAUCUCAUCCUUCCCAACAAUCAAAUUAUUCCGCAAGGGUGACAACAAAGUAAUUGAUUACAAUCUAGACCGAACUUUUGAUGAUUUUGUCAAAUUCUUGGAUGGUGGCAAAGAUGAAACAGAAGAGGUUAAGGAAGACGGUUCUGAAGAAACUGAAGAAGAAGAGGAAGAUCUUCCCAAGAAGGAUGAAUUGUAAAUUAGUUUUUCAUAAUAUAAAUACAAUAGUAAACAAACUACUACCAACAGCAAAACCACUCAAAGAAACAUUCUUUUUGUAUAGAUGCAUUUUUUUAAAAUAAUUUUCUUAACUAAAUUGUUCUAGCCUUUAUAAGUAAUUUUUAAAUUAGUUCGCUCUCUCACUCUCUGAAUAACUUCUUUUGUUUAAUUUUUUUUUAUGAAUUAAAAAGUAAUUAUGUUUUUUGUUUGAUGCAUUAAAUUUUUAAUUAAUGCGAGACAGAGAAUAGAAAAAGUGCGUAUAUAGUUGAUCUAUUUUAGCAGAAUUCAGUAGAAUUAUGGUAAAUACUUAAAAUAAGUUCGUUCGCUUUUAUCUAAAAUGAAGCGGAUGGAGAGUUAAGAGUAUAACAUGAAUUUUUUUUAUUUUAUUAUUAAGGUUUUUUAAACUUCCAACAUAAUUUGUAAAAAUGAUUUCUAAUUGUACAUUCAAAUUAUACUUAAAAAGAACUGAUUAUAAAAAAUUGUAAUUUCAACAAUUAAAGGAAAACUUAAAAAUAAAAUAAAAAUUCUACAAAC